CUGUGUUCAAUUUGUUUUGAAUGUAAGCAACUGCUACAAUGCCGAAGAGAGGGAGAAAGGUAUGUCGAUAACCUAUAUUUUUUACAGCUACAAAACUAGAAUUUCUUACCGGAUAAGAUACUGUAGAAGUCGUGUUUCAAACGGUGCUAACUUGUGUGUGUAUUUGUUUCUUUUAACAUGGAACUAGAAGAAGAGGUCAAUCCCCAUAACCAUCGAGAACGCCAGGUGAAAUGACAUUAGAAAACUGAGGCCCACAUAGAUAGUAUUUAAUUCUAAUAUCUAAUUCUAUGUUUAGGCCUAUAUGAAAUGUAUUCCCAGAAAAUAAUCAAAUUAAUUAUCAAAAAUUGACAUUCAUGUCAUAUGAAACCCUAGCUGACUAAACUCAACUCUAUGGUGAAGGACAUUUCUGAUGAACUCCACCAACAGAGUGGAGCAGAGACCAGUCAGGCUUUGUGGAAUUCAGCUCUGACUACAUUGAUUCGCCCAAGGUCAAUAUUUAAAAAAUAAAUAAUAAUAAAACGCUUACCUUGUACCUAUGUUUGUCCUUUGUAGUUGUGUGCCUCUCUUUGUUUGCUGAAAUCCAUACUUUUUCAAUAAACGUUAAUCAAAUACAGCCACCUACUGUUUCCUUAAGAUUCAAUUGGCACAUGCGCAUUUGUACUGAGUUGCCAUCUUAGAGCAACAGCAAUGAGCAAACAGUCAGUGGUUGUAUUUUAUUAGCGUUUAUUGAAAAAGUAUGGAUUUCAGCAAAUAAAGGCACGCAAUUACAGAGGACAAACGUAGGUACAAGGUAAGGGUUUCAUUAUUUACAUUUUUUGAAGUAUUGAUCUUUGGGCGAAUCGAUGUUGUCGGAGCUGGAUUCCACAAAGCCUGUUCAUCAGAAACUUCCUUCACCAUGGAGUGGAGUUUAGUCAGCUAACACAUAGCUGACUAAGACCUAUAUGGUCAUAUAUCUGCAGGAACAAUGAGAAGACACCUGACUCAUUACGCCAUUACGCAGGAACAUUUGUGGUGAGCCAUCAACUGUGAACUAUGCCUUUGCUCUGUGUAUGUGCUUUCACUGUAUAAACAUUUGCCUUGACUUUGUAUUAAUAAAACUGCAUCAUCUUAAACAUACAUCUUGCAUUUACUUGUAGGAAUGCAUUGCCCAGUCAACCACUGCUUUCUCUCAGGAAGAUGUUUCCGGUGUAGGCCUACAUACCAUCUUCGGGAAGACGGCAGAGGGCCUUCUCCAAAAAGUGUGCGGAGGGGUCUCAGGCGUCCUGAACAAAUAUUUGUUUGAGGCGGGGGCGUUGUCUGAUUCGGUCAUCCCAGUACAUCUCUUGCCUGUAGCUCCAAAUGGGGACAAUCAGAAAAUGGAAAAAAGAUGGCAGGACUGCACUGAGGAGGACUGUGAACUUAUAAUUAUCCGACUGACAGGGACUGUAAUUAUUGCCAUGUUGGAUAGCUUUAUGGAGAGUUGCAGGACGGACACCACACACAGUUCAUUCGUAGAAGAACUGGGGCUCACUGUGGAAAUGGAAAAGGUCAUACGUGAAGUAGCGGAAUGUGCAGCAAACGCCACAACCUCCGAUUUCAGUCAGUUCACUGUCGGAGGAGUUCCUCUCUUUCAGAGACCACUGAGCAAUCUCUCUUCUGGGCCCAGUCAACCAGCACACCCCCAAAAUGCCUUGCCAACAUUCACUGUUCCCACACCUGUUUCAAAGGUGAACUCAGCCAGUCCCAAAUCCACUGGCUCAGGGAAAGGGUCCUCACAAGUCAGGAAGCCAAGACAAUCAACAGAAGGAGUUCAGAGACUCUCCGAAAGGCAGCAGGACCCAGGGGAGGAGAUCACAUCUCUAGUGAUUGAAACCAUUCUACGGUCUGUUGCUGAUUUAGGCAGGCAUGGACUUCUGCCAAGCUGCACCCAGUAGACAGGAUGGCCCCUUUUUUAUGGUGAUGCAGAGAACAAAUGCUUGAAGCCAAUUCAUAAAAGCACUAAUUAAACAAAUAUGUUGUUAAAAGGCGAGUCAGCA
Coregonus sp. 'balchen' is the source of this 2015-nucleotide messenger RNA. NCBI's taxonomy places the organism in Eukaryota, Metazoa, Chordata, Actinopteri, Salmoniformes, Salmonidae. The record is from the annotation of a GenBank genome assembly.